Molecule: messenger RNA, 1767 nt
Organism: Acanthosepion pharaonis
Lineage: Eukaryota; Metazoa; Mollusca; Cephalopoda; Sepiida; Sepiidae
Source: the annotation of a GenBank genome assembly
AUGUUCACACCCGCCUUUUCUGACCCCGGACAUCAGGUGAUAAAAACAGAUGCCUCUGUCAUUAAAAUGGAUAUUUUUAUCAAAACUUACAAACUUCCGUUCAUAUCUCGCGUAAAGUUUUUUUUUUUUUUUUUUUUUAAUUAUCUUUUAUCCGUUUUUUGGGGGAGUGGGUGUUUUUUAUUUCAUUCUUUUUCUUUCUUUUUUCUUUCGUUUAGACAUUCGUUCUCUUUUUUCUUUCAUAUCUCUUGCAAUCAUCUUCUAGCGUACAUUUUGUCUUUCAUUCGCUUUUUUUUUCUUUCUUUCUUUCUUUCUUUCUUUCUUUUUUCUUUCCUUUCUACGUUUGUUCUCUUUUUUCUUUCAUAUCUCUUGCAAUCAUCUUCUAGCGUACAUUUUGUCUUUCAUUCGCUUUUUUCUUUCUUUCUUUCUUUCUUUCUUUCUUUCUUUCCUUUCUACCGUACAUUUUGUCUUUCAUUCCUUUUUUCUUUCUUUCUUUUUCUUUCUUUUUUUUCUUCCCUUUUUUACGUUUGUUCUCUUUUUCUUUUCAUAUCUCUUUGCAAUCAUCUUCUAGCGUACAUUUUGUCUUUCAUUCUUUUUUUUUUCUUUUCUUUCUUUCUUUCUUUCUUUCUUUCUUUCUUUCUUUCUUUCUUUCCUUUCUACGUUUUUCUUUUUUUCUUUUCAUAUUCUUAUUCAUCGCCUAUCGUACAUUUUGUCUUUCAUUCGUUUUUCUUUCUUUGGUUCGUUAUCUUUUUUCUUUCAUAUUUCUUGCAAUCACUUUAUAUCGCAAAUUUUGUCUUUCAUUCUAUUUUUCUUUGUUUGUUCCUUUUCUUUUCUUUCUUUUUUUCUUUUUUUUUUGGUUUUUCGUUCGUUCUUUUUCUUCAUUUGCAGUUCUUUUUUCUUUUCUUUUUUUUUCUUUCGUUCAUUUCUUUUCCUUUUUCUGUUGCAACUAUUUUUCUUUCAUUCUCAUUUUCUUUCUUUAUUUUCCACAUUUUCUUUGAUUCUUUUUUACUUUCUUUUUCUGUUAUUUUUCUUUCAUUUUAUUUUUUAUCUUUUAUUUUUCAUUCUCACAUCUCUCUCUUCUCGGUGGCUUUGUUACUAUCUAUCUAUCUAUCUAGCAUCCCAGUUUUUACAUAUCUAUCUAAAUAUGUUCAUAUCUAUUCAUCAUCAAAAUAUGUUCUUUAUCUAUCUAUCUAUCUAUCUAUCUAUCUAUCUAUCUAUCUAUCUCUUUUCAUAACUAUCUAUCUUAUCAUUUCAGUCUUUUCAUAUCUAUCUAUCUAUCUAUCUAUCUAUCUAUCUAUCUAUCUAUCUAUCUAUCUCAUCAUCUCACUCUUUUCAUACCUAUUUAUCUUAUCAUUUCAGUCUUUUCAUAUCUAUCUAUCUAUCUAUCUAUCUAUCUAUCUAUCUAUCUCAGUCUGUUCAUAUCUAUCUAUCUAUCUAUCUAUCUAUCUAUCUAUCUAUCUAUCUCAGUCUGUUCAUAUCUAUCUAUCUAUCUAUCUAUCUAUCUAUCUAUCUCAGUCUGUUCAUAUCUAUCUAUCUAUCUAUCUAUUUAUCUAUUUCAUCCAUUUCACUCUUUUCAUAACCAUCUGUCUUAUCAUUUCAGUCUUUUCAUAUCUAUCUAUCUAUCUAUCUAUCUAUCUAUCUAUCUAUCUAUCUAUCUAUCUCACUUUGUUCCUUAGCCUCUCGGUCGCCUCGUCCAGCAAACCUCUUUCUGCUUCACAUGGCAACACCGCAAUUCCCUUCUAUCUUGGGCCUUGUUUCAUUUUCUUGUGA